AUGCCCUCCGCCAUCCGCCACACGCUCGCGGUGCUGCCGUUCGCCGCCGUCGCCGCCGCAUACUCGUUCAACAUCGUCUCGACCCCGCGCCAGUGCCAGACGCUCGAGGUCGACAUCACCGGCUCGGGUGGCUCGCCGCCGUACUCGCUCCUGCUCGUCCCCACCGGGCCCACGCCGCUCGCGAACCAGGUCGAGGCGCGGCGGAUCACGGAAGUGCCGUUCAAUACCUCGAGCUCGGUGUCCUUCCAGCUCAAGUUUCCGGAGAACUCGCAGUUCAUCGCCGUGGUCAGCGAUAGUAACGGUUUUGGAACUGGAGGGACGAGUUCCGUAGCGACUGUCCUCGACAGUAAUGAUGCCAGCUGCUUCGAUGCGACGACAUCAGUGCAGACAAAUUUCUUCUUCCACACGUUCCCCGACGGGUUCAUUGCCACUUGCCAGCCUACUCGACUAUGGUGGGACCCAACACAAGUGAAUGGUACCGUGACGUUCAAGGGCGUCAUUCCUGGAGGAGAGUCGUUCACAGUACCACAAAAUACCACCACCUCGGUCUUAAACGAAGGAACGGGUUUCACAUGGGUCCCUAAUCUGAGAAUCGGCACUCAAGUCGUUAUGGUUGUUGGAGACGAUCGUGGUGUCGGCACCGGAGGGAGCAACCAGUAUACCCUGCAGCAGAGCGACGUUACCUCGUGUCUCAACUCUUCGUCCCCUUCAUCAACCCCUGGUUCUCCGGCAGGAGGCAGUUACCCCACAAGCACAGACGGUUCUGGGACCGGACGCAGCAACUCAAGUACCAAUGUCGGAGCUAUUGUUGGUGGCGUAGUUGGUGGUGUCGUCGGCGCUCUUGCCAUCGCCCUCCUCCUGCUCUUCUACAUCCGCCGCAAGAGAUUCCAUAAUGAGCCGAAAGAGCGGCCAGUCGACCUUCUCAACGACGAGCACGAUGAAGAGCCCGUUGGUGACCAACGACUUCCCGAAUACUACCGGCCCGAGCCCUUCAUGCUCCCCGACCCCACCGCUGUGUCUGCGGAUGGUUCUGUCCACGGCGGUUCCGCGCGCCCGAGUACCGAAGGCCGGCGCCAGUCGUACCUGACCACCAGCACGUCCGACGCCGGUGGAGCCGGGUACAUGCGCCAUGGCACGUCGGUCCCCUCGACAAGCACACGGAAGUCGCCCGCGCCGCCGACAUUCCGUCCGGUGAACAUCAUUCAGCACGACGAUGCGGGCCCGUCAGAGGAGCCCCCAGCAGAGGCGGAAGCGGAGACGAUCGAGCUUCCACCAGCAUACACGAACAUCAAGCCGCGGGGUACACCUGGGGCGCCGUCGAGUGUAGGGGCGGAUGAUGGAGAGUCGCAUGUGGGCGGAGUGGAUACGUCGACGAGGGCGGGGUCGCCGCCGGUGCUGUAG
Epithele typhae is the source of this 1401-nucleotide messenger RNA. RefSeq lists its product as uncharacterized. The coding region runs from base 1 to 1401 and encodes 466 amino acids. The transcript is spliced from 4 exons. Lineage: Eukaryota; Fungi; Basidiomycota; Agaricomycetes; Polyporales; Epitheliaceae. The record is from RefSeq and is a predicted model, not a curated record.